Molecule: messenger RNA, 3468 nt
Organism: Penaeus chinensis
Lineage: Eukaryota; Metazoa; Arthropoda; Malacostraca; Decapoda; Penaeidae
Product: mucin-21-like
Exons: 25
Coding region: 178-2055 (625 amino acids)
Source: RefSeq, a predicted model, not a curated record
ACCCGGCGCCGAGUGCACGCGUUAGCUCCAGCUCUCCGCCAUCUCAGCCACCUCCGCCACGGCACGCCACCAGCCAGGAGAGGAGAGUGAGGGAGAAAAGGAGAGUGAGGGAGAAGAGAAGAGAGUGAGGGAGAAGAAGGAGAGUGAGGAAAGAGUGAUCGGGAGUUAAGUGGCACCAUGGGAGGUCUUAGCGCUUUCGGAAUCCUGCUGGGGUUCGCUCUGGUGUUGGGUGCCUCUGCUUCAAAUGUCACAGCCAGGGUGAAAAUUACCAUGCGAUUAACUGAUGUGGAGUACACAGCAGACCUGGAGACGAAGACCAGACCGGCUUAUAAGGAACUCGAGUCCGACCUUCAGACCAAACUCAAGACGGGCUUGGCAACCGAGAUGUCGAUCAGUGAGAGCGAGAUUGACAUUAUCAUCGAUUCUUUCUCCAGCGGAUCUGUCAUCGUCAACGCCACAGUAGAACUUUCCUCCGAUACGAACGCUACUGCCGCCGAGAAAGCAGUCGAGGACGGUCUGAAAUCGGUCACCCAGAACAGCACCGCCUUCGGGUACCAGGUGGAGGCCGACAGCAUUUCGACCCAGGGUAUGACCGUCGACCCUACCGAGACCACCACUCAAGCUGCGGACACCAAUACACAAGCCAACGGAGCAGAUGGAGCCACAACCACCCAGGCUACUGGAACCGACUCCGGGACACGCACAGCUACACGCACAGCUACAGAUGCCGAUACAACCAACGAUGGAGGAACAACCACUCAGGCCUCUGCCAAUGCCGAUGCAGGAACGACCCAGGUCUCCACCAACACUGGUGGAGGAGGUUCACAGGGAUCUUCCAACACCGAGGGCGGAACAACCACUCAAGGAACAUCCGGCAGCGAUUCAAACACAGCAACAACCACGUCUUCUGACAGUUCCAGUUCCGGUUCAAAUACAGCCGAUACGACAUCUUCUGACACUUCCAGUUCCGGAGGUGCAUCUGGAUCAUCAAGUGGUACAACUACAAAUACAGGGACAAACACAAAUACGAAUACAAACACAAACACAAACACAGGCUCAACCGGUACAUCAGGAACCACCACUGCUACUCUGGAUAAAACUGAAGUGGACAAAACGAGUGUCAGCGGAUCCGGACUGUUCAUGUCUGUGAUGCUAACAGGUCUAACUUCAACUCAGGUCACCGACUAUCUGACCAAGACCUCCAGUAGUUAUGCCGGCCUUCAAGAUGCAGCGACCACGUACACGAACUUGGUAAAGGCAUCCUCCCAGACCACGAAAGUCACCUCAGACUUGAAGUUAAAGCGAGUGAUAAAGAUAAAUGCAACCACAGUCAGGGUAGAAUACCUCGCCAUCGCAAACUCCAACGUCGACCUGGCUGCCCUCAGGAACUCCAUGUUGCAGAAUCAGGACAUGCAGGAUCUGGAUUUCACGCUGAAAACCGUGGCCCUCGCCGUGGCCAAUCGCUGGGCCAGUGUCAAGUUCAAGGUCACAAACCGACAGUUCGAAGCGGCGAUGUCUGACCCAACCUCUUCCGCAUUCAAGAACUUCAAGAAUACCAUGCAACCAUUGCUUCUCACAGCACUUCGGGAGAAAGUGAAAUCAGUCGUGAACGUUGUCGUCAUGGAGCUUCUCACCGGGAGCGUGAUCGUCCGUGCCAGUGUUGAGUCGGACAGCACAGCCACAACGAGCACGAAGAACGAUAUCUCCACUGCCCUCACGUCGGUCAAUACCUUGGGCAGUAUGACACUUGACGCCAGCAAGGAAGUAACGGCUGAGACGUACUUGUCUGGUGGCCAGCUGAUCGACCCCGUGACUACAACAAAUAUCGAUGGCAGCGAUAUCCUGAGAGAUACAGAGGACAUCUCACAAGGUGACGUCAGCCUGGCAGAGAGCGAGGCAGACAAGAUUAAGAUCAAAACCACCAAUUAUUUCUUCACGGUCACCAUUCCGUCUUUCUGCGCCGUCCUGUUGCUGAUCAUCAUCCUCCUAUGCUGCACGACCUCCAACUCCUGUCUCUGCCGAAUCUGCAGCAGCGACCCCAAGAACGUGCCCUAAGUUCACCCUCAAGGGAUGUCCCCAGACGAGGGCAGAGGGGCUCUUGAAGGUCAAAAUACCGUGCUAGGGAUGUUCCUCCUAUGUUCAGAGGGGGGAAAUACUUCGGAUAUGUCGUAAAGUAUUCACGGAUGCGUUAGGAAAUCUAGUUGAAAACACGAAAAUAUGGAAUGGUAAUUGGUAUACUGUACAUCAUAAAUAAAAAAAAAAUGUAGAACACAAUUUUCAAGAGAAAAACGCUUUAUUGUAAUUAACAACGAUAAUAAAGUAGAGAGUUAAGUAAACAAAAUUUGUCACAAAAUUUAUGUAUGGAUAAAACAUAUAUCACAUAUAACGGGAAUAAACAUCGAAAUGGAAUGUAAUGGCAAGAAAUUAUAUUUCAAAUUGAGACUAAAAGAAACUGUUUUGAAGUGUUAAUUAAGAAAAAAAGUUAUCUUGGUAAGUACAACGAGAAACAUAAUUGCAGAAAUGCCCAUUUCUAACAUUAGAAAUAACAUAAAACAAUAAGAACUUUAAAGAUUUAAGAAUAUAUUAGAAACUCUUCUACCCUCUCCACCUGCACUGAAGACAUUUUUUCUUCUACAGUUCUCUUAUUUAUCCAUAGUGUGUCAUAAACGUGACUCAAGGACAAAGCCACUUCCUUGCCAAGCUUUGCACCAGAUGAGGCGAACAGAUUAAUCGCUCGCUAUAUUCAAGAACGAAAAUUCAUACGCCAUGAAAGUCAUAGUUGGCAGGCAGUGUAAGUACUGCCCAGGGGCACGUGCGAAUCCUGCGUACCUGCGAGACGUGUUUCCCGCCGUGCAAAUACGCUGCCGAGUUAUUGUGUGGGACGCCAGUGCCAAAGCAGACCGAAGAAAACGGGAAUGAGGAGUCGAAGCUGAUCCGCGGAGCCUCAAGUUCCCGCCGAGUCUUGAAAUGAAAUGGAUGCAAGAUGAAAUAAAAAAGGAGGGAAGAGCAACAGGCAUCGUAUAUUGGUUUUAAAAAUGACUACAGUUGAGAUGACCGGCAAAGAAUCCUUUUCUCUCUCUCUCUCUCUCUCUCGGCUUGGAAAAACGGCACGAGUCACGUACGCGCUCGAGAUAACGUUCGAUUCCAUGACGACAGUCGCGUGGCUGUGAGUGAACUAGAUCUGUGAAAUUUGAUCACCCUCAUUUACGGUGCCGGUGCGGUGGGUAUAUGAGUUCAAGGUGGCACUGCACGACUAAGGGAUGGCCUUCAAAAGAAUGUCAAUGUGCCAGAGACCCGUGGAACGCCAGUAAAUAAAGUAUAUAUGUUUAUUAUAAUUUGGGUCUCCUUAACACGGGGCGUUUUUUUCCCUCACCAUCCUUUAGCCUUGUACAGCGCGCCUACUUAAUUCAUAUAAAUAUAUAUAUACAUAUUGGAGUGUAGUGUGUUGCAAAUAAAAUCACUAUUUUG